AUGUCUUCAAAAUUCCCUGAGGUUCAAGGAGGAGGAUCUCUCAUUGUUGCCUGGCAGAUCAGGAACAAACAUGUCCUUGUCGUCGGAGGUGGUGAGGUAGCAUCAGGUCGUAUCCUCCAUGCCCUCAACGCCGAUGCCAAAGUGACCGUUGUCUGCCCCAAGUCCGGCCUAAACGAGGAGGUCGCCUACCGCGUCGCCCAAAACCAAGUGUCCCAUGUCGACCGAAACUUCGAGCCCCACGACCUUGACAAUGCCGACAUGGUCCUCUGCGCAAUCGACGACCCCGAAGCCUCAACUCAAGUGUGGAAGCUGUGCAAAGAGCGUCGUAUACCCGCAAACAUUGCCGAUGUACCGCCCGAAUGCGAUUUCUACUUCGGUAGCAUGCAUCGUGAUGGACCGCUCCAGAUUAUGGUUAGUACUAAUGGCAAUGGACCGAAAUUGGCGAAUAUAGUCAGGCAGAAGAUUGCUAGUACGCUGCCACAAAACACUGGAGCUGCUAUUGAGAAUGUGGGCUUGUUACGCAAGAAGUUGCGGGAGAUUGCUCCUGAUACUCAGGAAGGGCCCAAGAGAAUGAAAUGGAUGUCGAAUGUUUGCGUAUCGUGGUCAUUAGAAGAUCUCGUAGCCAUGACUGACAAGGAUAUGGAUCGUCUUUUGAAACAUUAUCAGACUGGAGAGGUACCUAGUCUUGAUGAUAUACGCGGGGCAUCAUCAUGA
Talaromyces marneffei is the source of this 714-nucleotide messenger RNA. RefSeq lists its product as uncharacterized. The coding region runs from base 1 to 714 and encodes 237 amino acids. NCBI's taxonomy places the organism in Eukaryota, Fungi, Ascomycota, Eurotiomycetes, Eurotiales, Trichocomaceae. The transcript has 3 exons. Gene Ontology annotation, molecular function: protoporphyrin ferrochelatase activity; precorrin-2 dehydrogenase activity. The record is from RefSeq and is a predicted model, not a curated record. Gene Ontology annotation, biological process: siroheme biosynthetic process.